This is a messenger RNA of Pundamilia nyererei, 949 nucleotides long. It is a transcript of the gene adsl, whose product is annotated as adenylosuccinate lyase. Gene Ontology annotation, biological process: 'de novo' AMP biosynthetic process. Gene Ontology annotation, cellular component: cytosol. NCBI's taxonomy places the organism in Eukaryota, Metazoa, Chordata, Actinopteri, Cichliformes, Cichlidae. The transcript is spliced from 8 exons. Gene Ontology annotation, molecular function: N6-(1,2-dicarboxyethyl)AMP AMP-lyase (fumarate-forming) activity; (S)-2-(5-amino-1-(5-phospho-D-ribosyl)imidazole-4-carboxamido) succinate lyase (fumarate-forming) activity. The record is from RefSeq and is a predicted model, not a curated record. Bases 83 to 949 code for a protein of 288 amino acids.
GAGGAAGAAGAAAAAGAGCGGGGCGGGGGAAAGAAGCUGAAGACCCUGUCGCUACCCCGCAGUGUUCAGUUUUCUAGCAACCAUGGCCGGAGCAGAGGAGAUGAAUAAGUAUCGCUCACCUCUGGUGUCCAGAUACGCCAGCAAAGAAAUGAGCUACAACUUCAGCGACAAAAAGAAGUUCACCACCUGGAGGAAGCUGUGGAUUUUCCUCGCCAAAGCUGAGAAGGUUUUAUCUUCUCUACUGAGGUUUUAUUUGACCUGUCUGACCUAUGACCCCUUUGGAGAGAGAGCCUACCUGGUGACUGGACAGACAUAUAGUCGCAAAGUGGACGUAGACUGCCUGUCCACGCUCGCUAGUUUGGGAGCUUCUAUGCACAAGAUCUGCACAGACAUCCGCCUGCUGGCCAACCUAAAAGAGAUCGAGGAACCUUUUGAGAAGGAGCAGAUUGGUUCCAGUGCUAUGCCCUACAAGAGGAACCCCAUGCGUGCAGAACGCUGCUGUAGCUUAGCCCGACAUCUGAUUGCGUUGAUGGCCGACCCCCUGCAGACUGCCUCAGUCCAGUGGCUGGAGAGGACACUGGAUGACAGCGCCAACAGGUCAGCCAACACAGACACUUACACUGCUGUGAAUUUGGGCAGCUCGUGGUGGAUGUGUCUCGGUGACUUUGGGGUAGACCACAAGACCCUCUGUGAUGUUCUGCAGUGUGCUGAGGAUGAUGUCUGCUGUCAGGAAGGACUCGGGCAGGGAGAUCCUCCUGCACAGGAGCAAGGCAGGGAAGAGAGGAAAGAAACCAUCAAGGCAGCAGCUGUGGUUAAACAGGAAGGUGGAGACCAUGACCUGCUGGCCAGAAUCCAGCGAGACCCCUACUUUGCACCCAUUCUAGGGCAGCUGGAUGCUUUGCUGGAUCCCAAGACCUUUACUGGGCGUGCACCAAUGCACCGAUUGUGA